CCGAGUCGCAGCCCCGCUUCGUUCCGAAGCCAUCAGUCAGCGAAACUCGCUGGACUCGCAAAGACAUCAAGUCUGACAGCUACAACAACUCUGAUGGAGCGCAAAUUUGCCCCGUGCUAUACUUGUCGUACCCGGCGCAUUCAAUGCGACCAGUCCAGCUUACCGUGUGCUAAAUGCCUGAAGGCUGGCCGGGAAUGCUUCGACAAAAGACCUGUCCGAUGGGUCAAAGGCGUCGCUAUUCGGGGGAAGAUGCAAGGCCAGUCUUAUGCACACACUAGUAAUGCCAUCGUCCCUCGCAAGAAAACGAGCAAAGCCACUACUGCGUCGCGCUCGAGCCCAUUGACUCGACCAGGCACUCUCAGGCAUAGCGAUAGUAGUGGAUUACCAGCGGCUCUACAAGACCCAUCAAUAUCCAACCUAGAUCCAGUAUCCCGAUACUAUAUGGACUAUUAUAAUGAGCAUAUAUGCAAACUGUUUAUCGUAUAUGAUAGUGAGAAGAAUCCGUUCAGGAGCCUCAUUCCGAUCGGCCUGAAGGAUCCCAUCCUCCUCAAAGCGCUCCUCGCACUUGCAGCACGCCAUCAUGCGAAUACUGGCAAAUGCUUCCGUCAAGCCGAUCCACUAACUCUUUUGACGUAUGCCAGUGCCAAUCGCGAAGCACUUAUGUUCAAGGACCAAGCUGUCGAGUCGCUUUCGCGUUCAAUACAACAUAAAACGUUACCUACCGACGACGCCACUGUGGCCAGCAUCUUCCUCUUGAUUUUUCUAGAUCUGCUGGAGUCAGGCAGUGAUGGCUGGAAUUUUCAUCUGGAAGGAGUGAAAAAGCUGAUCGAUUCAACCUAUCUGCAUUCCGACUCCGAGGCUGUGAUCAAUGGAGGUCCAGGUGAGACAGUGCGCGAACUGCGCGCCUUCAUCACCAAGCAGAUACAUUUAAUUGAAACACUCGGAGCGACCUUCUUGCGCCCACGAUUGCUAUCCCCGUUCACUCCUUUCGAACCAAAAGAAAUCCAGCCGCAAGAAACCAUCGAGCGCUCUUUCCUUGGAUGCCCAGAAUACAUCCUGACUGCUAUUCAAUGCUUUUCUACCCAAAGAGAUAGCAUUGCGGUCUCACCACCUCUGGAUCAAACCUCGAGCAAGGAAAUCGUAUCGUUACUGAACCUCGUCCAGCAAUUCGACUGCUACGCGUGGGCGUCAAGUGUGCAAAAAUCACGAACCCCCUCUCAAGAAGAAAUAUCAAGUCUCUUUAAACUAUCACAGGCAUACAAAGUGGGGACUCUCAUGUACGGUCGGCGAAUCCAGAACGCAUUGACGGGAGAGUUUACUAUCCAAGAGGAACUCCUGUCUGAGCUUCUUGGUUUGAUCGAUUCCCUGAAAGACGACUACCUGAUGUUCAAGUGCAUUCUCUGGCCUAUCUUCGUUGCUGGCUUGGAAUGCCAAGGCCAAGCUCAAAGACAUUUCCUUGAACGCUCCCUGGAGAAAUUUUGGGUGGUCACAAAGUGUUUGAAUGCUGUUAAUGCUGCGAAGACCCUUCAAGAUUACUGGGAUCAAGCAGAUGCUUCGGAGGAGUCUCGGUCCCACUGGAUAUUCAAUAUUGGCAACCUUGGUCGAGAUUGGCUAUGGAUAUAG
Penicillium chermesinum is the source of this 1623-nucleotide messenger RNA. Its product is annotated as Zn(II)2Cys6 transcription factor. Gene Ontology annotation, biological process: positive regulation of transcription by RNA polymerase II. The transcript has 5 exons. Gene Ontology annotation, cellular component: nucleus. The annotation marks the transcript as partial. The record is from RefSeq and is a predicted model, not a curated record. Lineage: Eukaryota; Fungi; Ascomycota; Eurotiomycetes; Eurotiales; Aspergillaceae. Gene Ontology annotation, molecular function: zinc ion binding; DNA-binding transcription factor activity, RNA polymerase II-specific; transcription cis-regulatory region binding.